This is a messenger RNA of Culex quinquefasciatus (southern house mosquito), 1335 nucleotides long. RefSeq lists its product as uncharacterized. The coding region runs from base 25 to 924 and encodes 299 amino acids. The record is from RefSeq and is a predicted model, not a curated record. The transcript is spliced from 3 exons. Lineage: Eukaryota; Metazoa; Arthropoda; Insecta; Diptera; Culicidae. Gene Ontology annotation, molecular function: protein binding.
CCGUCGGCGGCCAAGAGAAGCAGGAUGGAUCUGUCACCUCGGUUGCCACCGGAGGUUUGGACGAUGAUCUUCCAGCACCUGGAUUCGCGUUGGCUGGCACGGGUGCGGUUGGUGUGCCGCGACUGGAACGAACUGGUCACCACCCAGUCGGAACUGAUGGAUCGAUUCUUGCUCAAACUGGGAACAGCACAGUUUGUCGAUAAUCUGGAGGAGUUACGGCACCUUCUGGCGUUAGGGGAAGGAUACACCCGAGCCGAAAUCAACUGCAAGGACAGGCCAAGGGUCGCUUGGUUUGCAGCCCUUGGACAAUCCUUGACCACGCUUACCUGUAGGUUGAUAAAUUUCGGAUUUCUCUAUGAACUGCUCAGAGCUUUUCCGAACCUAAAACGACUUACGCUUACGGAUUGUUUCGAAUAUGGAAAGGUCGUCAAGCCAAAUUACGAGCUGAACAAACUGGAGGAACUAACCAUAAAAGAAAUCAGAAACAAGAAGAACGGAGGGUCGAUUUUUUCCACACUUAAGCACAUUUGUCCACGGAUCAAGGUUCUUAAAUUUGGCGAAGAUUACAAUGAGGGCUAUAACGAACUCUUCAAUUACAUUCAUUCAUAUGUGCUAGCGGUUGCAAAAACAUUGCAAGGAAUCAAAAUAACUACUCCGCUGUUUGGACUAAUAAACGAGCUAGUCACGAUGAAUGAUUUGCACCUUAAAAGACUGACCAUCGACUGCAGCGAAGAAGAUCUGCUGCGCUUGAUUCGGAGGCAGCCGACCCUGGAGCGACUUCACUUCCUUGGACAGUUGUCCAAUGUGACGGUGUUUGAAGAGAUUUUCCAAAUUUUGCCGAAUGUGAAAAGAAGCAAAUUGGCAAAUGUGAAUCUGAAGCAAGAUCCGAGGUCGAACCGGCAGAACAACUUCGCUCGUGCUUAAUUUAUCAGAGUUCGGCACGUUGGCUCCUCUGACUGUGUUUCCGGCCUAGCCUGCUGCUUGAGUUCCAGUUUGCAGAGUUUGGAACUAUCCGGUGCUUACCUGCCAAGCGAUGGCCUCAUCAGCCUCCCCCAAAUCGCCACCCGGAUCAAAAGUGUGAGCCUCUCUGGUUGCAAGGUCGAGCGUUUGUCGGCUUUGUUUGCGUUUAUUCAGCAGUCGCAAUCGUUGAUCUCGUUCGAAUUGAACUGGCUUCGUGUCAAAAUGGUGUGCCAGACCGACAUGCCAGACGCCGCCAGCGGACAUUCAGGAAUUCGUCAUUUGAAGUAUCACGACCAAUCAAAGGAUAUUCUGCGCGCACUUUUCGAGCUCUGUCCCGCUGUGGAAACGUUGGACAUUGUGCAUGACCUCGUAAAA